AUGCCGUUUGCUGGCUCCGAGUUGUCUGCUCCUGUGCUCGACGGCCCCUCUUUCCUCGGCCGGGCGCUGCUGCAGCCCGGUGUGACGCCAGGCGGAUUGGGAAGGGCAGCGGGAGCGGCGCGUUCCCGGGCCUGGAAGCUGGAGAGGAGCCGGCCGCUCCGCCGCAGCCGCAGGGACCCGGCCGUCCUCUCCCGCCUGGGCGGCUUCCAGGCGUCCCUGAGCUCGGGAUGGGGGAAUCCGGAUGUGGCGCUCCUAGAGUACCAGCAUCAUUCCAGGGAUUACGCGUCCCACCUGCCGCCCGGGUCCAUCAUGCAGCCGCAGCGGAGGAGGCCGUCCCUGCUCUCCGAGUUCCAGCCAGGCAACGAGAGGUGGCAGGAGCUGCACCUGCGGAGCGAGGCGCACUCCUACCUGUCCGACCUGGCCAAGCCGGCCGACCUGGAGUUCAUGGAGACGAAGAGGCCGCGCCUGGAGCUGCUGCCGGACCCGCUGCUGCGGCACUCGCCGCUCCUGAGCCAGAGCCAGCAGGGCGGCACCGAGGAGCUCGCAAAGGACCGCGGCCUGCCUGGCAAACUGGAGCCCGUGUCUCCAGUCAGCCCUCCUCACCCGGACUCCGAGCUGGACCUGCUGCCAGCCCGGCUCUCCAAGGAGGAGCUCAUUCAGAACAUGGAUCGCGUGGACCGCGAGAUCACCAUGGUGGAGCAGCAGAUCUCCAAGCUGAAGAAGAAGCAGCAACAGUUGGAGGAGGAAGCAGCCAAACCGCCGGAGCCCGAGAAACCCAUCUCGCCGCCGCCGAUCGAGUCCAAGCACCGCAGCUUGGUGCAGAUCAUCUACGACGAGAACCGGAAGAAAGCCGAGGCCGCCCACCGGAUCCUGGAAGGACUGGGGCCCCAAGUGGAGCUGCCAUUAUACAACCAGCCUUCAGACACCAGGCAGUACCAUGAGAACAUUAAAAUAAACCAGGCAAUGCGGAAAAAGUUAAUUUUGUACUUCAAGAGGAGAAAUCAUGCUCGCAAACAGUGGGAACAGAAAUUUUGCCAGCGCUAUGACCAGCUGAUGGAAGCCUGGGAAAAGAAAGUGGAGCGCAUCGAAAAUAACCCCCGGCGCCGCGCCAAGGAGAGCAAAGUGCGGGAAUACUAUGAGAAGCAAUUCCCGGAGAUCCGGAAGCAGCGGGAACUGCAAGAGCGCAUGCAGAGGGUAGGACAGAGGGGCAGCGGCCUCUCCAUGUCGGCCGCCCGCAGCGAGCACGAGGUGUCGGAAAUCAUCGAUGGGCUCUCGGAACAGGAGAACCUGGAGAAGCAGAUGCGCCAGCUCGCCGUGAUUCCUCCCAUGCUCUACGAUGCUGACCAGCAGCGCAUCAAAUUCAUCAACAUGAACGGCCUUAUGGAUGACCCUAUGAAGGUCUACAAGGACCGGCAGGUGAUGAACAUGUGGAGCGAGCAGGAGAAGGAGACCUUCCGGGAAAAGUUCAUGCAGCACCCGAAGAACUUCGGCCUCAUCGCGUCCUUCCUGGACAGGAAGACGGUGGCGGACUGCGUGUUGUACUACUACCUGACCAAGAAGAAUGAGAACUACAAGAACCUCGUGAGAAGGAAUUACCGGCGGCGCGGGAAGAGCCAGCAGCAGCAGCAAAUGCCCCGCUGCGAAGACAUUUACCAGCAGGUCCCUUUCAGGAAGAUAAAUGAGGAGGAGGCAGUGAUGAAUUUGAAUGCCCUGAUAUUCAACCUGUCUCCAUCAGGUCUCUGCAUGCGGAGCUGCAGCGUCUGCAGAAAGGACAAGAAUGACGACACGUCCGGGGAGGACAACGACGAGAAGGAGACGGUCACCUCCAAAGGUCGCAAAACCGCCAACAGCCAGGGCCGGCGCAAGGGCCGCAUCACCCGCUCCAUGGCCAACGAAGCCAACAACGAGGAGGCGGCGGCUCCGCAGCAGAGCGCAGAGCUGGCUUCUCUGGAGAUGAAUGAAAGCUCGCGCUGGACAGAAGAAGAAAUGGAGACGGCUAAAAAAGGUCUCCUUGAGCAUGGGCGGAACUGGUCAGCCAUUGCCAGGAUGGUGGGCUCCAAGACCGUGUCGCAGUGCAAAAACUUCUACUUCAACUACAAGAAGAGACAGAACCUGGACGAGAUCCUACAGCAGCACAAGCUAAAAAUGGAGAAGGAAAGGAACGCAAAGAGGAAGAAGAAGAAAGGCACCGCCGUGCAAAAUGAAGAAGCGGCCUUCCCUCCCGCAGCCGAGGACGAGGAGAUGGAGGUGUCGGGGACGAGCGGCAACGAAGAGGAGAUGGCUGAGGAGGCCGAAGCUGCAGUAAAUAACAGCUCCGACACCGAGAGCAUUCCCUCGCCGAGGCCCGAAGCCAAAGAGGGAGGCGAAAACGGGGCCAAGGCACCAGCCGGGCCGGGAGGUGACUCCAGCGCAGAACCGGCAGUCAAGUUGGAAGAGGCUCCCACACCCCCCGAUGCUCUCGCUGCUCCCACUGCUCCUGCUGCCAACCCCGCUCCUGCCUCCAGCCCUGCUCCGGAGGCAGCUCCCGAGCCGGCCGACAGCGAGGAGAAGGCCCAGGAGGACGUGGUGGUGGACGUGGUGAAAACAGAGGAGCCGGAGGAGAAGGAGAGCGAGGAGCCCUGCAAGAGCGAGGUGAAGAAGGAGGAGACCGAGGAGAGCCAGGACAAGGACAAGGGGAAUGACAAGAAGGUGGAAAGCAGUGUCAGCGCUGGAGGAACAGCAGGGGCAGAGGGGACACCCAAGGCUGAGAAGAAGGAGGGUCAUAAAGGCAGUAAAGGCGCCGGCGUGAACCCGGAUAGCGACUCCAGCGCGACGUGCAGCGCGGAUGAGAUGGACGACCAGGACGCUGUGGACAAGAGCAGGCUGCUGUCCCCCCGGCCCAGCCUGCUCAACACGGCCAGCGACGCCAGGCUGAACUCCUCGCCGCAGAAACCUCUGGACCUGAAGCAGCUCAAGCAGCGCGCGGCCGCCAUCCCUCCCAUCAUUUCCGAAGGUUUCUCGGAGGGGAUAUUGCAGAGCGGAAGCGUGAAGCCUCAGGUGCCUCCCCAUGCCCUGGCCCUCUACCAGCAGCAGAUCACUAAAGCCCACGAGUCUGCCCGCGAGGACGUGCCCCCGGGGAAGCUCCCGCAGGCCCCGCAGCAGCCCGACAAGGAGCCGCAGGCGCCCAGCAGCAGUCCCCGCGGGAAGAGCAGGAGCCCGGCCGGCGGGGACAAGGAAG
This is a messenger RNA of Tinamus guttatus (white-throated tinamou), 3217 nucleotides long. The record is from RefSeq and is a predicted model, not a curated record. NCBI's taxonomy places the organism in Eukaryota, Metazoa, Chordata, Aves, Tinamiformes, Tinamidae.